This is a messenger RNA of Vavraia culicis subsp. floridensis, 568 nucleotides long. RefSeq lists its product as uncharacterized. The transcript has a single exon. The record is from RefSeq and is a predicted model, not a curated record. The annotation marks the transcript as partial. NCBI's taxonomy places the organism in Eukaryota, Fungi, Microsporidia, Pleistophoridae.
AAGCAACAGCAAGAUAGAUACAGUGGAAAAAAUAGACAGCAUUGUAUCGGCUGAAAUACCAUCAGAUGACAGGCCAUGCUUGAGACGAACCGUACUGAGGCACAUGAUUCAUGGACCAUGCGGUGCCUUGAAUCCGGCAGCACCAUGCAUGGACAACGGUGCGUGUACAAAAGGAAUAUCCUAAGAGACACUCAGAAACAACACUCAUGAAUAUAAACGGGUAUCCCGAGUACAGAAGACGGCGAACCGGAUUUACUUAUGUCAGAAAUGUGCCGGUGGACAAUACGAAUGUUGUUCCAUACAACGAGUAUCUGCUGAUGAGGUACAACUGCCACAUCAACGUCGAGGUGUGCACAUCGAUCAAAUCAGUCAAAUACAUUUUCAAGUACAUCUACAAGGGAUAUGACUGUGCUAAUAUGCAUGUGUACAACAACAACGAGAUCGACCAGUACAUCAACACACGAUAUGUGAGUGCUCCAGAAGCGAUGUGGAGACUGCUUGAGUAUAAAAUGUCAGACAGGUCGCACAGCAUUAUCAGGCUGCCUGUCCAUCUGCCUGAUGAGCAGAA